Erinaceus europaeus (western European hedgehog) is the source of this 2291-nucleotide messenger RNA. Its product is annotated as polyunsaturated fatty acid lipoxygenase ALOX15B-like. Gene Ontology annotation, biological process: lipid oxidation; linoleic acid metabolic process. Lineage: Eukaryota; Metazoa; Chordata; Mammalia; Eulipotyphla; Erinaceidae. The coding region runs from base 155 to 2176 and encodes 673 amino acids. Gene Ontology annotation, molecular function: arachidonate 15-lipoxygenase activity; iron ion binding; protein binding. The record is from RefSeq and is a predicted model, not a curated record. The transcript has 15 exons.
ACGCAGAUGGGCAGAGAAGGAGGUGCCCUCAGUUCUUCCUCUGGGCUCCUGGAGGGGGCGGAGUCGCCUGGAGGAGGGGACCAGGGAGUGUCGUCGAAGCCAAAAGGGGCCCAGACCCUUUUGGAGUUGGAGGCCAGUGCCAGAAUCUGAGGCCAUGAGCGAGUACCGGGUGCGUGUGGCCACCGGCUCCUUCCUGGGCUCGGGGACCUGGGACAAAGUGUCUGUGAGCCUGGUGGGAGCAGCAGGUGAAAGCCCGGCCCUGCGGCUGGACAACUUUGGGAAAGACUUCCGUCGGGGCGCGGAAGAGGACUUCGAGGUGACAGCCCCCCAGGACGUGGGCGAAGUGCUGUUGCUGCGCGUGCACAAGGCGCCCCUCGUGCUGCCCCGCCCGCUUGGACCCUUGGCCCCGGACGCCUGGUUCUGCCGCUGGUUCCAGGUCACGCCGCCAGGGGGCGCCCCCCUCCACUUCCCCUGCUACCAGUGGCUGGAGGGCGAAGAUAGCCUGGUGCUGCGGCCCGGGGCAGCCAAAGUCAUCUGGCAAGACAGCCACCCUCUGCUCCUUGCCCAGCGCCAGGCAGAGAUUAAGGAAAGGCAACAGAAAUACCGAUGGAGUGAGUUUUUCCCAGGGAUACCCCGCUGCCUGGAUGCAGAAAACCUGAAGGAACUUGAUCCCAACCUGCGCUACUCAGUCAGCAAAGAAGUCGCCCAGAAAUCCCUCCUUGUCUACCCGAAUAUUGCACUGGCACUGAAGGCUCUGCUGACUAGCCAACGGCCCUGGAGAAGCCUGGAUGAGAUUCAGCAGACCUUCAUCUUCCCCAAAUCACCCACAUCAGAGUACACAUUUGAGCACUGGCAGGAAGAUGCCUUCUUCGCUUACCAGUUCCUGAACGGCUCCAACCCUGUCCUGAUCCGCCGUUGCCGCUGCCUCCCAGAAAACUUCCCAGUCACAGACGCCAUGGUGGCACCAGUGCUGGGUCCCGGGACCAGUCUUCAGGCUGAGCUGGAGAGCGGCUCUCUGUACCUAGUGGACCAUGCCAUCCUCUCCGGUCUCCACCCCAGAGCCAUUGAUGGACAGCCCCAGUUCACAGCAGCCCCCUUGACCCUGCUGUACCAGUGCCCUGAUGGGACCCUGCUGCCACUCGCCAUCCAGCUCUUGCAGAUGCCAGGCCCAGAUAACCCCAUCUUCCUGCCCAGUGACACCGCUGACGACUGGCUCCUGGCCAAGACCUGGGUGCGCCACUCAGACUUCCUGGUGCAUGAGAUGUUCACGCACCUGCUUCUCACUCACUUUGAAGUGGAGACCUUUUCUCUCUCGUUGCUGCGGCAACUGCCCAUGUGCCACCCCAUCUUUAAGCUGCUCCUCCCUCACUUCCGAUACACCUUCCACAUCAAUAUCCUGGCCCGCACUGGGCUGUUUGCACCUGGAAAGCUCAUUGACCAGACAGUCUCGCUGGGACGGGUGGGCUGCCUGGAGCUGAUGGCCAAGGGGCUGGAGACCGUCACCUACCGAUCUCUGUGCCUGCCCCACCAACUGGCUGACCGCGACGUUCAUGACCUUUGCCAGUACUACUAUCGAGAUGAUGCGCUCCAGAUCUGGGCAGCCAUAGAGAGCUUUGUGUCAGACAUCGUUGGCAUCUACUAUCCAGAUGACAGUGCAGUGAGCAGGGACUCAGAGCUCCAGGCCUGGGUAAUGGAGAACUUCCAGGAGGGUUUUCUAAGCCGUGUGAGUUCAGGGGUCCCUUCAGCCCUGGACAGCUGCACUGGCCUCAUUGAGUAUCUCACCAUGAUCAUCUUCAACUGCUCUGCCCAACACUCUGCCGUCAACAGUGGCCAGUUUGAAUUCAGUGCCUGGAUGCCCAAUACUCCUACCACCAUGAGGCUCCCACCACCCGCUGCCAAAGGCCAGGCAGACCUGGUGGCCUCACUCCCUAAGGUCAACACCACCUGCCACGCCCUUGUGCUCUUCUGGGGUGUCAGCCACGAAACGGAGGACACUCGGCGCCUGGGGACCUACCCGGACCAGCACUUCACAGAGGAAGCCCCGAAGCAGAGUAUCGUCGCAUUCCAAAGCCGCCUGGCACAGAUUUCACAUGACAUCCAAGAGCGGAACCAGGGUCUAGUGCUACCUUACACCUAUCUGGACCCCGCGGUGGUGGAGAACAGCGUCACCGUGUGAGUGCGCAGCGCCCCCUAGUGGCCAGUCAGGACAGCGCAGCGCCACCCCCAGAAUGCCUCCCCGCCCCCCCCCCCCCCCCCACUAAACGUGUGCACCGACACACCCAGGACUGGUG